UGCUGCUCCCGAACCCAAAAGUCGCUUUUCGGGUGGCUCGUUAGGGUUCUUUUUUUGCUGCCAAUGUCGCACCCGCUUGUCCCCUCCUGGCUCGAUUCGGCGGCCGUGGCUGUGGCUGCUUUGCUUUCUGCCGCUACAUAACCAGCGCUCGCUCGCGACGCAAUGGAGGUGGAGCAGCCGCAGCGGGAGCCGGAGCAGGAGCGGGGGAAGGGGCAACAGGGCGGCGGCGUCGAGCGGUGCGGGCGGCACCCGACCCAGGUCUUCACCGGCGUCUGCUCCUCCUGCCUCAUGGAGCGCCUCUCCUCCGUCCGCAACCCUGCCGAAGAGUUGGAGGACGAGAUCGUCGAGGUCGGCGCCGACCACGCCGGCGAGGGAUCCGGCGCCGACCCCGGCAAGCUGCGGAAGACGCUCAUGCUGCUCUUUCAGCUGGACGACUCCUGCAGCGCCGGCGCGGCGCAUCCGCCCGAGGCCAAGGAUCCCCAGGUCGCCGAAUUUGAGGUGGACCCUGGAGGAGGAGGUGGUGGGAAUCGAGGGGCCAAGUGGAAGGGCGGGGCGUGGCUCAGGUCGAUCUUGCCGAGGAGGGGGAUGCGGUGGAGGAGGAAGGAGCCCCCGCGGCCUCCGCGGGAGAGGCCGGUGGAUCCGGACGGCGCCGGCGACGAUGCGCAGGUGGAGAGGAAGCCGAGCUUCCGGCGCUCCUGCGAGUGGAUGGUCUGCCGGGAGCCGGUCAGAGGCUCCCUGGAGCCGCCGCGCCACUCGUGGGACGGCUCGAUGGUGGGUAGGGCCUUCGCUUGCUCGUUCGCCUGCUUGGAGGAGCCGCCGCCGCCACCAGAUGGGGCGAGGAGGGCGCGCCGGAGCAAUGCAGGGGAAACGGCUGCAGAGAGCCGUGCCAGCGUCGCAGAGAGCAGGAAUGGGGAGCAUUUGGUUGAUGCUGCCAGCGAGGGGCGCCAUUUCAGUGGAAGGAACUGCGGUGACACCGGGCCGGAGAUGGCAAUGUCGGGUGUUGGAAGGCGGAGGUCGAACAGGUGGAGCAGGGUGUGGGAUCGUAGCAUCACUAGCCCACUCAAGGAGUUUGUGAGGAAAGGGGAGCAUGUUCUCGAGCGGUCGCUCUCGGAAUCAAGGAAGGAUACCAGGAGGGGCAGAAAUGCGGAGACAGGAGACAUGGAUUGUGAAAUUCAACCUGGACGCAACGGCCAUGGUUUGGGCAGAGCAAGCCAAGGUUCAUCCAGAAGCUCACAAGCUGCAGCUAACUGGGACGUCCAUAAUUUCCGCACAGAUUGGCUUAGGAGUAAGGGGAAUAGGGAAUGCAAGAUUGGCAGAAGCAGGAGCGUCCAUUAUACCUCUCCCGGAAACUUGGAUAAUGGGAUGCUGCGGUUUUAUCUGACACCAAUGAGAAGUGCAAAAAGCGCAAACAGAGGGAGGAGGAGGAAUUCACGCUUGUUCUCGAGAGGACUUUUCGGUUUCAUUUGAGUGGCUGAAGUAGAAUUCUAGCCCUUGCCAUGUGUUUUAGAAGAUGGCAGCAGUGGAAGCAACUUUUCUUCACAAUCUACUUGGUUUCUAAGGACUGGCAGCAUAGUAAGUUUUCAUACUAUUCUUUCUUCUAGGGCAUUGUUAAGUCCCAACUUAGAAUCAGGAAGUUUCAACAUUAGUUGCAGAAUUGCUGCUCUAUUCUUUUAAGAUGUUGUUUAUAGAUGGAAUCUGGACAGAGCUGUGCAGAUUAGUAUCAUAAUGUAAUUAUUUACUUUGAUAAUAAUAUAUUUGUGCUAUUUACUUCUGCUUUUAAAGAUAAACGAGGGAUUACUUCUUGGUCUGAA
Messenger RNA from Oryza brachyantha (malo sina), 1811 nucleotides. RefSeq lists its product as uncharacterized. NCBI's taxonomy places the organism in Eukaryota, Viridiplantae, Streptophyta, Magnoliopsida, Poales, Poaceae. The record is from RefSeq and is a predicted model, not a curated record. The transcript has a single exon. Bases 163 to 1467 code for a protein of 434 amino acids.